Messenger RNA from Misgurnus anguillicaudatus (oriental weatherfish), 2293 nucleotides. Its product is annotated as catalase. Gene Ontology annotation, molecular function: heme binding; catalase activity. Gene Ontology annotation, biological process: response to hydrogen peroxide; hydrogen peroxide catabolic process. The record is from RefSeq and is a predicted model, not a curated record. Gene Ontology annotation, cellular component: mitochondrion; peroxisome; cytoplasm. NCBI's taxonomy places the organism in Eukaryota, Metazoa, Chordata, Actinopteri, Cypriniformes, Cobitidae.
AUAUCGUGCCCGUUGGUGACAGAAGCACCAGCGGGAGCUGCCACUGUACAACUUCGCCAGCAUAUUUAAUUUCAACAAGACUGACGCUGGAUCAGUAAUACAGUGAGUUAGAGGUGGAGACCAGAGAAGGGUUGAAGUUCAAGUACAGAAACAACCCUGAUAAACUGCAAUCCUGUAGUUCGGUGUGUGCGCUUCGUUAGCUACUUUCAUCAUGGCAGACAGAGAAAAAGCGACGGAUCAGAUGAAACUGUGGAAGGAGGGUCGCGGCUCUCAGCGGCCGGACGUCCUGACCACUGGUGCUGGUGUCCCGAUCGGUGACAAAUUAAAUGUAAUGACAGCGGGUCCACGUGGACCCCUGCUGGUGCAGGACGUGGUGUUCACUGAUGAGAUGGCACACUUUGACCGAGAGCGAAUCCCAGAAAGAGUCGUGCAUGCUAAAGGAGCAGGAGCGUUUGGUUAUUUUGAAGUCACCCAUGACAUCACGCGCUAUUGCAAAGCCAAAGUGUUUGAGCAUGUGGGAAAGACGACACCCAUCGCUGUGCGCUUUUCCACCGUAGCCGGUGAGGCUGGGUCUGCAGAUACCGUGAGAGAUCCUCGAGGAUUUGCUGUCAAGUUUUACACGGAUGAGGGAAACUGGGACCUGACUGGAAACAACACACCCAUCUUCUUUAUCAGAGAUGCCAUGUUGUUUCCAUCCUUCAUCCAUUCCCAGAAGCGUAAUCCGCAGACUCACUUGAAGGAUCCGGAUAUGGUUUGGGAUUUCUGGAGUCUGCGUCCAGAAUCUUUACAUCAGGUGUCUUUCCUGUUCAGCGAUCGAGGAAUCCCAGACGGCCACCGUCAUAUGAACGGAUACGGGUCACACACCUUUAAACUCAUCAACGCUGAGGGAAAACCUGUAUACUGCAAAUUUCACUACAAGACUAAUCAAGGCAUUAAGAAUUUGCCGGUUGAAAAGGCGACACAGUUGGCAUCUACUGAUCCAGAUUAUGGCAUCAGAGAUCUCUACAACGCCAUUGCUGAUGGAAACUUCCCAUCCUGGACCUUCUACAUCCAGGUCAUGACUUUUGAGCAGGCCGAAAACUGGAAGUGGAAUCCGUUUGAUUUGACUAAGGUCUGGUCUCAUAAAGAUUUCCCUCUGAUUCCUGUGGGCCGCUUGGUGCUAAACCGAAACCCUGUAAACUAUUUUACCGAGGUUGAGCAGCUCGCGUUCGAUCCCAGUAACAUGCCGCCUGGCAUUGAACCAAGCCCAGAUAAGAUGCUGCAGGGGCGUCUUUUCUCUUACCCAGAUACACAUCGCCAUCGGCUCGGUGCGAAUUACCUCCAGUUACCUGUUAACUGCCCCUUCCGCACCCGUGUUGGAAACUACCAGAGAGACGGCCCAAUGUGUCUGAAUGACAACCAGGGGGGAGCUCCUAACUACUACCCCAACAGCUUCAGUGCCCCAGAGCACCAGGCACACUUCAUGGAGUCAAAAUUUGGAGUGUCCGCUGAUGUGGGCAGAUACAACAGCGCAGAUGAUGAUAAUGUGACUCAGGUGCGUACGUUCUUUACUCAGGUGCUGAAUGAAGAUGAGCGAGAGCGUCUGUGUCAGAACAUGGCCGGCCACCUGAAAGACGCUCAGCUGUUUAUUCAGAAGCGCAUGGUUCAGAACCUGAUGGCCGUUCAUUCAGAUUACGGGACUCGUGUUCAGAAACUCCUGGAUAAAUUCAACGCAGAGGCAAAGAAGAACGCAGUUCAUGUUUAUAGUCGUGGUGGAGCUUCUGCUGUGGCUGCAGCUUCCAAGAUGUAAAUCCAAAGUGCCGCCCAUCUCUAUACACUGAUCAGAUAUACAUAAUCAUACAUAACACACAUACUGAUUAAAUGUAUAGUUGGAAUGCACUGUUAGUCACUUUUAAUAAAUUUGUUUGCAUAAAUGUAAAUGUAAUCAAUGCAUCAAAAAUCUCAACUGAAUAGUUUUACAUCUAACCUGUAUGAGGCCUUUAAUACUUUAAUACAUACAAGAGCUGAGUUUGAGUGACUUUAAACCUUUUCAAUCCAUUUCAACUUAUUUGAUUUGUGCAAAAUGUGGAAUAGCUAUGAAGCUGUGAAUGUUUAACACAAAUGUUAAGUUUAGCACAUAAAACUAUUUAGUAUUAAAUAAAAUACUUUUGAUUUUCUGUUACAGUUAAUGGCAGAAUAAGUGAAGUUUAUUUUUCAGCCCAUUUGCCUUAACCAGAAAUAAUUCAGUUCUCAAUGUUUGAAUGUGAAGCUUUUGUCAUUUUUAUAAUUUAAUAAAUUUGAAUACUCAUCACUA